Molecule: messenger RNA, 1560 nt
Organism: Guillardia theta CCMP2712
Lineage: Eukaryota; Cryptophyceae; Pyrenomonadales; Geminigeraceae
Exons: 1
Coding region: 1-1560 (519 amino acids)
Cellular component (GO): membrane
Molecular function (GO): acetyl-CoA transmembrane transporter activity
Source: RefSeq, a predicted model, not a curated record
AUGAUCUCGAGGAAGGGCAUGUCCAGAACAGACCAGACUGCAGAGAAGACGAUCCCAAUGCGCAAGAGAGGCGGCAAGAACGAUGACGGAAAGGAGAGAUAUGCUCUGCAAGGAGCGUCUUCACUUCAAGAUCUGCGAGGAGACGUGGAGAACAUCCUCCUCCUCCUCCUCCUAUACACCCUGCAAGGGGUGCCCAUGGGACUUGCAGCAAGCGUUCCUCUCCUCCUGCAAGAGAGAGGAGCUAGUUACUCGCAGCAGAGCAUCUUCUCCCUAGUCUCCUGGCCCUUUUCCCUCAAACUUCUCUGGGCACCCAUUGUCGAUAGCUGCUACGAUGCAAGAGUGGGCAGGAGGCGGUCAUGGCUCAUUCCCGCGCAACUCGUCUGCGGCGUUAUCAUGGUCUUCUCCUCCUCUGCCAUCAACUUUCUGAUCGGAGCCGACGGCAAGGGCAGCAUUGCGGUCUCCGAGCUCACCGUGUGCUUCUUCGUACUCUACUUGCUGAUGGCGACGCAGGACAUCGCAGUCGAUGGGUGGGCCCUCACGAUCCUGUCAAGGAAGAACGUCGGCUGGGCUUCCACGUGCAACUCAACGGGUCAAACUCUGGGAUACAUCCUCAGCUUCAUCAUCUUCAUGGCUCUCAACAACAAGGAGUUCAGCAACGCGUACGCGCGGCGGGCGAUGGGCUACCCGCCCCAGGAGGCAGGGCUCAUCACACUGGGCGGGUUUAUGGCGUUCUGGGGAUGGGUGUUCCUUGCCACCACCCUCUACGUGUGGCUGUUCAAACCAGAGAAAUCGUCUGCAGAAAGAAUCCCUGCUUCGGACGACCGAGGGGACUACUCGCUGCAGAACAGUGGCGAGGGGGAGCAGGUAGAGGAGGAGAUGGGCGUCAAAGAGACCUACAUGGCCAUGUGGAGGGUAGUCAAACAGCCAGCAGUGAGGAGGCUUGGAUCCGUCCUGCUCCUGUCCAAAGUUGCCUUUGCUGCAGCAGAUGCAGUGACUGGCCUGAAGCUGCAGGAGAAGGGGGUGAAGAAGGAGACGAUGGCGCUGCUGGGCGUUGCCGUUACGCCCAUCGCUCUCUUCCUACCUGCUGCUGUCUCCAAGUACACCUCCGGCCCUCGCCCACUCGCAGCGUUCAUGAGAGUGUUUCCCUACCGUCUUGCGAUCAACGUUGCCUUCGCCGUGAUCCUCUGGAGCAUCCCUCCUCGUAAGGGAGACGAGCCUGUGCUGUCGCCGCUCCUCUGGGCUGUGUUGUUGUUUUUCUUUCUGCUGCAGCAGGUUGUCAGCAACGUGAUGUUCGUGGCACAGAUGGCUUUCUUCGCCAAGGUCUCCGACCCCAAGAUUGGAGGAACCUACAUGACUCUACUCAACACGGUUGCCAACCUUGGGAGCAAGUGGCCGACGACGAUUGUACUUGCACUUGUAGAUGUCACGACCUCGUCAUUGGUGGAUGGGUAUUACGUCCUCACAAGCGUCUGUACACUAUUCGGAGCGUUCUGGUUCCUCGCAUCUCGCUUGGAGGUUGAGAAGUUGGACCUGUUGCCAAGCUCUGCAUGGUUUGCAUAA